Messenger RNA from Gongylonema pulchrum, 468 nucleotides. The record is from the annotation of a GenBank genome assembly. Lineage: Eukaryota; Metazoa; Nematoda; Chromadorea; Rhabditida; Gongylonematidae.
AUGGGCGGUGCUGCUUCAGUGGAAGGAGGAGUCACAAUUGGAGGUCGAGCAGGUUUUGGAAAUCUUGAAAUGGCAAUCAAAGAUAGCGAUGGUGUAAUUAUACCAUCACAUGUCGCUCAGCUGGAAACGGGAACAGCCAAAUUCUUGGUGACAUUCAACCCGACAUCGGUUGGAAUGCACACAGUUAAUAUCACUUUCAAUAAAGAAGUCCUCAAAAAUAGCGAUGGUGUAAUUAUACCAUCACAUGUCGCUCAACUGGAAACGGGAACAGCCAAAUUCUUGGUGACAUUCAACCCGACAUCUGUUGGAAUGCACACAGUUAAUAUCACUUUCAAUAAAGAAGUCCUCAAAAAAGAAAUAAAAUCCGUUGGAACUCUCGAUACAAAAACUGACUAUUUGGAUGACCUCCGAAAGCGAGCGUAUUUCACAGAGUCGAAGAGUGAAGACAAUAAAGGCCUAAUGAUAUAA